AUGUGGAAAGGAAGAUGGGAAGGCUGCAAGGAUCCAGAAAAUGAAAUUGUGCAGAAGAUCUGGAGGUCAAGAAAGCUUAUGUUGAUACGUACCCCUGCUCAUCCAAAUGAUUUUAGACUCCGUGAUCCUGAUGAGAAUCUUGUUACUACUUCUGAGUCUUGUUCUUGGGCUGCUGAUGAGCAAGCUUGUUGUAUUGAUAACCCAAACCUGAUGCAUGGAGAACCUCAAAGUUGGAUAUGCAGAAAAGACAUCAUGGAGGGCAAAUAA
Molecule: messenger RNA, 267 nt
Organism: Ilex paraguariensis (yerba mate)
Lineage: Eukaryota; Viridiplantae; Streptophyta; Magnoliopsida; Aquifoliales; Aquifoliaceae
Source: the annotation of a GenBank genome assembly